Molecule: messenger RNA, 1592 nt
Organism: Photinus pyralis (common eastern firefly)
Lineage: Eukaryota; Metazoa; Arthropoda; Insecta; Coleoptera; Lampyridae
Exons: 2
Coding region: 238-1425 (395 amino acids)
Biological process (GO): DNA recombination; DNA integration
Molecular function (GO): DNA binding
Source: RefSeq, a predicted model, not a curated record
AUUAAUGUAUCAAGGGAAUUAAGAUGCGGUGAAUACCCGCGAGAAACAUGUAAUUCUCGAGGCCGUAGGCCGAGAGAAUUAGUUUCUCAAGGGAAUUUGCCGCAAUUUAAUUCACGUGAUGCAUUCAUAGUUUUAUUUCAUACUGGUUUUAAAUAUUGAAACGAAUAGGAAAAGAAUAAAAUGAUAAAAUGAUGAAUAAAAUUUUCGAAUAGUGGGUGUUGCAUCGUUGUCUUGGUGAUGUAUUUGUUUGACGUUAAAAUAAAUACGUUAAUUGAGUUUACCUAUUCUUCGAAUUUCCGAGUUUACGAUUUGGAAGAUCCCAUGGAAUUUGAGGAAAACUUUUCUGAGGAUGUUCUCAGUGAAAUUGCGCAGGCUGAAGAGUGUUUGGUUCCCAUAAAAUCUAAAAAGGCAUAUAAGAAGGAAUUUGACCGGUUUUGCACGUGGCGACGAGAAAAAAAUGUAACAGGAGCUUCUGAAAAAGCUCUUCUUGCCUAUUUUUCGGAACGAUCCAAGAUAUGUAAACCAUCCUGCCUGUGGACGUAUUAUUCUAUGGUGAGAGCGAUGCUGCGUUUGCAUGAAAAGAUUGACAUUUCUAAGUAUGGUAUCUUGAUUUCGUUUUUAAAAGCGAAAAAUGUAGGAUAUAAACCAAAGAAGUCACAGGAGUUGAGUCGAGAACAAGUAAUCGAAUUCCUCCAGCGCGCCCCCGAUGAAAAAUAUUUAUUCGUGAAGGUGGUAACUGUAUUGGGAAUAGCUGGUUGUUGUCGGACAUGCGAGCUAGUAAAUUUAAUGGUUGGUGAUGUUGAGGAUAGAGGAACUGUUUUCGUCGUAAAUUUGGUGGAUACAAAAACUCACAAAGAUCGUUAUUUUACUGUUAUUGAUGAGACUGCGGUGGAUUGUCUUGGUAUUCUUAGAGCUUACAUCAAAUUGCGCCCUCCCAACGUUCCACACAACAGAUUCUUUUUGAAUUAUCGCAAUGAAAGGUGCACUACGCAACCAGUGGGGAAGAACUCAUUUUCAAAAUUACCCUGUGAAAUUGCCAAAUUUUUGAAGUUGUCGAAUCCCUCUGGUUACACGGGGCAUUGCUAUAGAAGAACUUCUGCUACUUCGUUAAUUGAAGGAGGGGGCGAUUUGUGCAGUCUUCAAAUGCAUGGGGAUUGGAAGUCUUCAAAGGUUGCUCAAAGUUACGUUGAUCAAUCGAUGCCGCGAAAAAUGGAUGUUCAAAAGAGGAUUUUUUCAACAGUUACAGAAAAAGCUUCCACUUCGGUUACGACUGAUAUAGGUUGUAUGGUAACUGGUAGCAGCCAACAUCUUUCUUCUGUUUUCGCGAACUGCACGUUUAAUCAUUGCAAAUUUGAUAUGGGUGGAAAUUGCAACGAUCUUAAUGCUAGUGUCGAUGUAACGAAGUGUGAUAACAUUGAAAAUUAACGUGAUCUAGUUAAGAUUAUGUCAACCCCGCCAUGAGGGAAUUAAGUAGCCUCGAAUUCCCGUUGCCAAUGACAGCGGGAAUUCAGACGUUGUUUAUUUUGUUUAAAACAAAAAUGUUAUGUAGUAGUUAAGAUACCAGUAUGAAAUAAAGUUAAUAAUCAUGUCAU